AUGAACCUACUGGCACUGCCAGCACCUUACUACACUGGUACCAGUGACUUGUACCCCCACAGUGGAAAACUACCUGAAGUCACCUACAGGACACCGUGGAUCAGAGGAAAGGUGAUCUCCACCUGCAAAUUCUUUGUCAGUGGUUCUGUGCUUGAAGACCUGGGCCAGAAACAAGAAGUUAUUCCACCAGAAAGAUUUACAGUGACUCUGAGUGAGGUGAAGGUGGACAUGAUCCCCAGCUCUAAUCCUGACUCACUGAAGGAUCUAGACCAGGAUGAGUACAUCUGCCUUUUAAAAGAGUCACAGAUAAAUAAUCCAUGUCAGGAAUCAUUUUUCAAGUGGACGACUGACCAGAUGAAACAUGAAAAUGAGGACAAAGAUCUCUCCCUGCCAGAGGAGCUCAUGGCUGUUGAUUACCUGCCACACUUUAAGAGGCAUUUACCCACACUGAAAGCCAAACUGUCCCGUCUGAGGACGCUUCCUGUGGCUGACCCUCUGCUGAGCUCAACAGGAGAUGUUAUCACUGAAGACGGCAUAUUCAGGUACUACGUGUCUUAUGAAAAACCUCCUGAUGUGUGCACCAGCGACAUUCAAUCAAGUUCACACAUUCACGAGGAGUUUGGUAAAGAGUCACUGAUGAAAGACGAGUAUCUGUUGUUGCCGGUUGCCAUGGACACGCUGAGUCUGAGCCAAGCAAACUGCUCCGCCUUAUCAAACAUCUGUACUCACAUGGAUGUUGCUCCUGAACAGCUUGAUGAGGAGCCUCCAGUCCUGGAUGUGCUUCAUAAAGCUUCACAUGUGUCAGUGUCAGUGGACAUUUCCCAUUAUGAAGCACCAGAGGAGGCCAGUAAAGAACGCAGCAUGGAUGGAGGCCUGAUGGAGUCAGAGCUGGCAGGACGACUGACGCUUCUGACUGAAAUGGAGCUGGACGUGAGUUUGACUCCGACUCCCAAGAUAAGUCAAACGCAAAUCUGUGUGUCUACAUGUGACCUCCAGGAAGAAGAGAUGUCAGAGCUCUGCAGACAAUCUUUGGUGUCGGCCAAAGCUCAGGAAGAGAUGGAGGCAGCACUUUGGAUGGCGGAGAAGCAUCCAAACUUUGUGGUGGGCUUUCUGUUGGCAGAGCCACAUAUAUAUGAAGCAGCUGUCAACUUCCAGCCACUGUCUGAAGCCUGUAAAGUCAUGAAGUCGGAGGAUCAAAGCUUCGUCUGCAGUGGUGACAAACUGCAGUUACAGGUGGAGACAGGAGCUCCACAGGUGUACUUGUGCAGCAGCCUUGAGUUCACAGAGAGCCUGAGGUGCGAGUCUCCUUCAACCAACAAGGAAAAGAUGGAGGAUUUCAAAAAACUGUCACUUGAACAUGUGGAGAUCCCACUCAGAUCCAUCCUGAAGAACCCCACAAACAAAACUCAGUUACCUCUCUUGAAGAAAUAUGAAAUUGCUGCUUUUCAUGCUGAAGCUCUCGCAGACGACGCCCAUCUUCAAAAAGAAACAGCUGCUGUUAUGUCUCAGAACGCCUUCCUGAUGCACACCAUCAACACAGACAAUAAGGAAGUAAAAUCUACACCCAACAUCAGAGAUCAAGUUUCAGACAAGAGGUUUUCAGAAGUUGCAGCCAUGUUUUCUGCUCGCAAGAACGGCCUCAACACAGGUAGAGAUGACUACAAGGUGGAGCAGAGAGCGGCGUCCCUCAGAGACUAUCCCAGAGGUCCACUGGUUAAGAGACAUCCACCAGAGAAGGACUUGGAUCCUCUGUCCACCUUCAUGUUACUGAGAUCUCAACAGACUGCUCCAGUCACCGCAACACUUCAGAGCUCAACUCCAGAACCAAACGUGGACCAACAAACGCCUCCAUCCCAGCAUCAUCAGCCUCCUCCAGAGAAGAUGCAAAGAUCAGAUCAGAGGCCAAAAUAUAUAAGCAGUGCUGUGUCUGGAAAUGCUACCAGAGAGCAGAAAGCAGCUUUUCAGUCGACGGGUCAACCUGUCUGUCAGUCCAUCCCUCAGGACAGCAGAGUCGUACAGGUCCAAGCUACUGACAGCCAGCAGCGCGCCCACUGUGAGCUACUGGCCUUCACUCAGCCUCGUUUAAACUCUGCCAGACAGCUGGGGCUCAACUUCCCGGCAUGGGGAGACUUCAGCUGCCUGGCCCCGGACCAAACACACUUCCUCCUCAAACAGCAGGAGAAGGCACUCUGCAGGACACAGAGCGAAGAGCUGGUCAGAGAUCAGGAGCUGCUUUUCAACCAGGCCGCUCUGAUUCACGUGUUGGUGACAUUCAAGGAGCUGCUGCUGAAGUGUGACCUCAGCACUGCUUUGGACUACCUGACUAAAGCAGCUGAGGCGUGUGCAGAGCAAAGUCUGAAGCAGCUGGUGAAAAGGAUGCAGAUCAUCUUCCACCUCAGUCAAAAGAACCAGGAGUCCAACUUCAAACUGCAGGAGCUGCUGCAGCUGCUGGCUGUAUGGCUGCACAGCAGGACAGGACAGAGCACUGUGGAGAAAAUUCUUGUCAUAAUAUCAGUGGACUCUGAUGACAUCAGCUCUUUAAUCAUCAGCAGCUUGAGCCAAGUGACUGGUGCUGCUGUUACUGCGAUUUGUCCUGAGGAGGACAAGAGAAAACUGAAUGGUGCCAGUGUGGUCAGCAGCGUGUGCGACAGUGUGUGUGUGGUGGUGUACGAGCAGCACAUAGGGCCCGACUUCCCCUGGAGCUGUUUCUCUUUGGUGGUGGAGUACAACCAUCCAGGCCAGUCACCGUGGGCCACCAUCUGCCUAGAGAGGAGUAUAAAUCAUCUCACCUUCAACACCAUCAUCACUCACACUGGUCAGCUGCCACCAAAUACACAUUACUCACACAGUUGUUCAGUUAUGUGUUGUUUGAAUUUUUUUUUUUCUGUUAAUGUGUUUUUCUCAAAAGAGGAGGAAAAAGCUUUGUGGUGCCUGGAGGACAAUGUUCCAAAUGUGUUGUUUGUGACAGAGGGACUUCUCAACUGUCCACUGCUGCUACAGACACUCGAGUCAGGGUUUAAUAUAACUGUGCUGGAGAGGAGCCACCGUCCAUCCCUGCAGAUGCUUGGAGGGACCAAUCACUACGCUGUGAUCACAGUGGACGAAAGCACCGCUAUCCUCAUUCAGGAGGAGGAUGAGCUGUGUCAGGAGCGAGCCAGUGAGAGAGUAGUGAUGAGGCUGACUGCUCUCUCGCUGCAAUAUAACUGCUGCUGGCUCAUCCUGCACUGCAGAGACAGCCAGGAAGGAGGAUUUACCAGCGAAGCUUUCAGCAACUUGGUGUUGAUUUAUUCGUCUCUGGUGCUGUUCGGCAUGAAGUCAGAGGAUCUAGACGUCAAGGUGCUGAUUGUGUCUGAGGUGAUGGAAAUAGCCAAAUGGAUCAGCCAGAUCUGCUUCCACAGCCUGAUGGCCAGUGAGAAGGAUCCUCUCAGCUACCUGGACAGAGAUUGGCUGACUGUGAUUCCCUCAGAGGAGGAAAAGUGUCUGCUGAAGUUCCCAUGCAUUAACCCCCUGGUUGGUCAGCGCAUGCUGAGGAGAGCACCAUCCAUCCAGUGGCUUCUGGGGGCCUCUCUGUCUCAGCUGACGGAGCAGCUCCCUGAGGUGCCACAUAAAGUCCUCAAGCUGUUCAGUGACACCACGUCCCUGUACACACUGACCACAGACCAGCCAGAGUCUCAGACCAUCAUCACUGAGACACACCAACAAACCAGUCACCCAAACAGCCCCUGGGUCACCUGGGACCCCGAGCACUUGAACCCACAACCAGAACUGUUCAUCAGCCCUCAUCCUGAACUAUUCUGUGGUGACCAAAACACCAGCUUCCUGUUUGGAGCUGACUGCAGCUUUUGUGAACCAGGCCCAGACUCAAUGGUGCAGGAGGGCAACACAGAUUUCAGACUCGACCUGAGUUCUUCCUUUGGCAGCCCAGAGGUUCACCUCCAGAGGAGCUGGACCAGCAGUGAUCCGUGGAAAGAGGAGGACAGAGGCACAGGGGAGGUGAAGUUUUCUGGCUGGGGAGGCAGAGCUGGAGCAGCAGGGAGAGUUGUUGGAAGAGUAAACGAUGAGUGGACACCGAGGGCUACAAACAAACAAACACACUCGUACAUGCCUGGAGUCCUGCUCAACAGUCCUUUCAAGCUGGACUCAACAUUCAGUUACAGCCCGAUCCUGCAGCAGCCAACCAACAGUCAAAUGUCCACAUACGCUACAGUCUACAGCGACCCCCAGCAUCCAGACAGCCACCAUGUUUCCCACGGUCUGAGCCCCCCUACAGAGGUCAUGCUGUGGGGUCAAGGUCAAAGCAGCAACAACAGUCUCACCAACAGUGGAGAGACAACAAAGGUUUCAGCCAUCUAUGGAUCCAAAUGCUGGAUCGGACAAGAGAGGAAGAGGAGGGGCGAGGCUGCAGGUUUGGUGGGAACAGUGUUGACGCCACUGAAGAGGGGGAGAUUAAGCUAUGAAAAAGUGCCCGGCAGAACUGAUGGACAGACGAGGCUGAAAUUAUUUUAGGCAUGAGUGGUUUGUUCCUGUGGCUUGUUUGUAAAGACAAGAAUGAUUUGUUGAGUUAAAGUUAUUUAUUGCAUAAUUCAACUUCUGCUUCUGAAUUUUUAUCCUGAUGAAUUAAUGUAUGUUUGCCACGUUAAUCUGCUAAAAGGUUUCUAUUUUAGGUUAAUUUU
This is a messenger RNA of Epinephelus moara (kelp grouper), 4673 nucleotides long. Its product is annotated as protein shortage in chiasmata 1 ortholog. Gene Ontology annotation, molecular function: single-stranded DNA binding; ATP hydrolysis activity. The transcript is spliced from 25 exons. Gene Ontology annotation, biological process: resolution of meiotic recombination intermediates. The record is from RefSeq and is a predicted model, not a curated record. Lineage: Eukaryota; Metazoa; Chordata; Actinopteri; Perciformes; Serranidae. Gene Ontology annotation, cellular component: condensed nuclear chromosome. Bases 1 to 4506 code for a protein of 1501 amino acids.